GCGUGGAGGCUGCUGGAGGGCGCGGCGUGCUGGGCCCGCGGCGGCGGGGAGGGGCGCGCGCUGGUGUGCCGCGCGCUGCUGGCGCAGCUGUUCGAGGCGGUCGGCGGUUCCUUCGGGGUGCAGCUGCGCGACGCGGCCAGCAGCGCGGCGCAUCCGCUGGCCUCCAACCUGGUGCGGCUGGCGCCCGUGCUGCACGACCUCCUGCUGCCCCCCGCGGCGGCCGGAGAUGCCCCAUCGCCGCCCAGUCUGCCAGAGACGCUGGCGCCGCCGUUCGCGAAGGGCGGCGUAGGGCGCCUGCACCCCUCGACGCUGCGCCUGGCGGUCGGUGCGGGCGGCGCUGCCCAGUCGCCCUCCGUCCAGCGCCGCGGGGAGCCACUGGUGUGGAUGGACCACGUCGUCGCGGACCGGUUCCUACAGCUAUGGGCGGCGCUGCUACUGCGCGAUCCGCUACAGGGCCAGAGCCUCGCCGAGUUCGACUUGGAUCGGUGGUCCACCAGCCGGCAGAAGCCCUUCCCCCUGGACGGCGCCGCCGAGCGCCUUCUGCUGGCGCCGGCGGGGCAGGAGCCGACGUUCGUGCACCUGCUCCACUGGGGGACCAGGUGCCUUCUUUACCAGCCGCCCCUGGAGGGCGACCUUCGCGCCUGGUACCGGGCCGUUGGGGACGACCCCGGCGGAGACGCGUGCCCCGCGGCGCUGGCCGCGGCUGUCUCGACAAGCUACGCCCAGGCCUUCGAGUCGCGACGGCGGACGCUCUGCGCUCUUCGCCACCUCGUGGUCAGCCUGCUGGCCAUCGGCGCCCACAGCGGCUCCGCCCGCGCGCAGGCCGCCCAGGAGAGCAUCGGGAUCGCCACCAUCUGCUUCUGCGUGCACGCCGCAAACUGUGCCGAGGCGAAGCCCGCGCGCGCCGAGCGUGGAGGCGAUCCCGAGGCGCACGCGGCGGCCAAGGGGCUCGUCGGCGAGGCCGCG
Molecule: messenger RNA, 966 nt
Organism: Prorocentrum cordatum
Lineage: Eukaryota; Dinophyceae; Prorocentrales; Prorocentraceae
Source: the annotation of a GenBank genome assembly